GAGAGAGAGAUGGAGGCGGGCCGGAGAGAGGAGAGGGGAGGUCUCGCCUCUUGUCUUGCUGAGGCUCUUUGAAUCAGUGGCACUGGCUGAGACAACCCGGUUACCGGCCGCAGUUCCUCCGUUUAAGUACGAGCUUCGAGUCAGAUCAGCUGCCCAUGGUAAAGAACAGAGAGAUUCCCCUGCAGGACUUUGGGUCCUUUUCACGUCUCUGCGACCGAAAUCCUAGAGAACUUUUGUUCAGAGCGAACUUUUAUAAGAAGAAAAAUAAUUUGUACUGGAUGACAGCGAAGUCAGAGGAUGCUUUCUGUGUCUGUGGAGCUCGAAGUCUUCCAGUCAAAGUCCGUCUUGGCGCGUAAAGGAGUAACUGCGAUGAAGAAACUACAAGCCAGAAGCUCCACUCGGUAAGAAGUGGACAGAGUGCGAGUCAGAGAGGAAGAGGUUGAGAGAGAGAGAGUGGAGGCCAAAGAACAAACACCAGCGCGUCCUCAAAUGAUGGGGAUAAAGCUCCUUCUGCUGCUUUUGAUUUACUUAGACCCGCUGAAUGUCCUGUGCUCCGCCACCAACAACAAGAAGAGCAAAACUCCGCCGCGGAGAAACACAAAGGUGAAGGAGGUCAACGGCAGCACCACCGCGCUCCCGCUGGCUGCCGCCGUCCCGGGGAGAAUCACGCAGGUCCAGGCUCCCUCGGUGCAGCACGACACCUGCCUGGGCCACUACGACGUGAGCGGCCAGUACGACAAGGAGUUCGUGUGCAACAACACCGACCACCGCUUCUGCUGCGGCAGCUGCUUCCUCCGCUUCUGCUGCGCGGACCGCGGGAAGCGGCUGGAGCAGAAGAGCUGCACCAACUACAACACCCCGGACUGGAUCAAAACCCAGCCCCCGUCACCUGCGCCCACGGGUGACACGUACGACCCGGAGCUCGACCCGACCAACACCACGGUGUACAUCACGUGCGCUGUCAUCGCGCUCAUCAUCGCCAUUGGGAUUUGUGUUAAAGUUGCCUAUGACAAAGCCACCAAGCCGCCGCAGGAGAUGAACGUGCACAGAGCCCUGGCAGACAUCCUGAGGCAACAAGGUCCCGUUCCAAUAUCUCAGUACGAACAUGAAAACAUUGCAGCGAUUGAUGGGUCGCCCAAAGACGAGACGCCGGUCAGAACCUUGAAGAAUCAUUACACACCUGUUCACUCCAACCAUGGGCACUAUGGGAAAGAAAACCUGCGCAGCGGAGGCCAGGACAUGCACAACUUCAUCUCCUCUGGGUUUGUGACACUCGGACGUGGCCAUUUGAAAGCGCAGCACUCCAUAGACGAGUCGGGCCAGAUGUCCUGGCAGGGUGACCUGGACAUCCCCCUCUCCUACGGAAACCAUCACCAUGACUACCAGCACAGCCACCUGGAUCUGACUGCGCUCACACCUAAACUGGCCCACAGACAAAUGAGAUACGAGAGACCCCAGCGGAUGAACAACAUCCUGACCUCGGCCACGGAGCCCUACGACCUGUCCCUGUCCAGAUCCUUCCAGAACCUCAGCCAUCUGCCGCCCUCCUACGAGCUGGCCCUCAAGUCUGACUUAAGUAAAUACUCGUCCUCGCUCGUCAGAUUAAGUGAUAAGGAUGUUGAUGAUUACUACACAAGGAAGCAUCAUCAUGCUGACUUUGGCGGCAGGGGACCGACCCACAUGGUGAAGCUGAACACAGAUCAUCAACAGCACCAGCAGCGGCAGCGUCCCCGCCGAGUCCAGAGGGCCAUGUCCCAGGACCACGUCUUGUCUCCCCCCAGGACACCACGCCGUGGAGACUAUGGCUUAUCGUCGUAUGGCGUCAUGGCAGCUGCAGCGUACAGCAGCAGCCGGCACCUCUCAGAUGAGCAGCUGCUGUCAGCCGACCGCCUACAUUCCCAGGAUCCCUUGCUGUCGCCUGCGAUGAGGCGCGACAAGUUCCGGGAGAAGGCGAUGGCACGGGCCAUGUCUCACGCCGACAUGUUGAUGCCCGUAACGCCCGUCAUGGACCGCCACAAGAUGACCAAGAUGCACUCUCAGCCCAGUGCCUCGAACGACUCCUACAACACGCUGACGGUCAACCACCAGGUGACCACGUCGAAGAGGCAGGCGUUUGCCUCCCGACGAACUCACACAGUGGACCACCUACAGUACAUUCCUGGCCACCACCACACAUACCGCACUGCCAGUAAGAACGAAGUAACUGUUUAACCACAGAGAGGUUAGCCGAAGGAUCCCUGAGACUCGACACGUCGUUCACAGAGUCUCCUAAGCAGCAGCGGCGUCUUCUUGUUCAAACGACCUCCUACAUUAAACUCUUCCUGCUUUUUAGCACAAGCUUCCUGUGUUCAUCCAGGUUUUGGGUAACUAGAAUCAACCCCGGCAAAGACACAUCUCUCUAAAAGCAUCAUAAGGGCUUAGCGUGUUGACACAAAGAGAGAUCCUUCACGUCAGACAUUUGACAGCGUGAAGAAAAUAUUUUUUAAAACUGGACAUGGGACUAGAGGGGAAUUGUAUCAACUUUAUAAAUAUAUAAAUAUACUAUAUUUACUACUUGUAUUUUCAGUCCUUGUUAUAGCUUUAGAGAUUCUCAUUGACUGAUGUAAGCACUUCAAGUAGUGCCUCUUGAAAUUGUCCCAUUUCUAUGAUGAAGUGGAUUCGUGGGUUAAAAAGCACAAUUUAUGAAUUCCCUUUUUUUGUUCAAAUUAUUUAUCUCUUAUUCUUUGGUAAAUGGCCAGAACAUAUCAGCUUAUUAGUGAAUACAGAGGCUGUUUCUGUUGCAUACAGUAGAAGAUUGUAAAUACGCUAUAUUAGCAGCAUUUAAAGACUAAAAGCUGGCCUUGGCAUUAUGUUGUGCUUUUUUUUUAUCUCCCACUUGGACUCUAUCACGGAUUCUCAAGUACUAAUUUCAGUUUUUAGAUAAGGCAAAAAACCCCACAUUUAUAUCAUUUCCACAGAUGUCUGCAAUAUAUGUGGAUUUAAUAUCUAUAUGGGAAGUAUUGUUUUCUUCUUUACCUGUGCUUGUAGCAUAGAUAGUGUAUGAAACCACUGUUGGUUGGUAGUUUCAGACGCCAAUCCACAUGUGAAAAUGGAGCCUGAUGGUUGUUAAUUAGAUUAUUUUCCAUUCACACAUUUCCUUGCUUUGUCAUCCACAUGUAUGACCCCCGACCCACCUUCCUCGGGUAGUGAUUGGCCAGCUGCUUCCAUCUCUUCAUACCAGGUACUCUGUGUAGGAGCUGAGGAGCGUAUAGGUUGAGUGGUAUUUUUGUGCUGGUGUGUUGACAGAAACAAUCAGUGCUUAAGAGGACGUCGUACUCGCUAGUCAAUCAAGCAUUAAUUAAAACUGUGAAAUGUUGGUCCAGAUGUUUUCAUUAAAGCAAUGCCUUAUUGUAUGGAAUCCCAUAUGCUCUUCUGAACAAUCACGCUUUUGUCAUGUGUCGUCGUCUUAGCUUUUUGUGCAAUGUUAUCGAGUUUAAUUUACCAGCAGAACCAGCAGUAAAGACUUGUUCAGUGAUAGAUGAUGCAAUUAAUAUACCUCUGAAACACUAAAUUUAAUUGAGGGAGUUUUAAUCUCUUUAAGUAAAACAAUCAGUGCUUGUUAAGGUUUUUCUAUUGGAAAUGUGUUACAACAAUCACAUUACCUUAACUUUAUUUAAGGUUUGUUGGCCCUUAAGUAUGUGUACUGGUCUUUAAAUUCCAACUGUUUAUCAAGAUAAACCCAUCAGAGUUGGUCCUCAUGGGAAUAUUUGAUUCAAAAAUGAUGAAGAAAAAAAACACAACCAUGUUGGACUAGGUCUUGGAGUUAAACAAAGUGAGGUCUCAAGUCCGUACAAGUUAGUCCUAAAUCAAAAUCUGAUGUCAAGACAUUCAGCACCAAGCCGAGUCCCACUGACAAGACAAUUAAGUCCCAAAUCAAGACAAUUAAUUUCCAAGGUAAGACAAUUCAAUGCAAAAUUUCAACCAAAACAAGACAAUUUAAUCCCAAGUAAAGUCAAAACCAUGCACUUCCAAGUGAAGUCCUAAUGUCAAGACAAGUUUUCCUCUAGUAGAGUAAAUUUAUUCCCAGGUGAAAACAAUUUACACAUUGAAUUUCUGUACAUUGUCAAAAUGUCAUUGUAAAGAAACAAGUUAGUUAUUUAAAAACCUUUAGAUUUAGAUUUUCUUGAAAGGUCCAUAUUUCAAUAAUGUCCAAAAUAGUCAACCUGUAAAGAUCUCUACUUGGUCAAGAACAUUUACAUCUGAGUCCCAAAGUCAAGAAAAUGUAUUCCUAAGUCAAGAAUAUUGAGUCCAGAAACGUCAGUCCUAUUCUACUAUUUAGUGCCAGGUUAAGACAAUUUGGGCCCAAGACUAGUACCAAAGUCAUACUAUUUAGUGCCAAGUCAAGACGAUUCAGUCCUGAGUAAAGAUGUUUAAGUCAAGACAAUUAAGUCCAAUGCCAAGUCAGUAAAGAGCCAAGUCAUUUUUUAAGAUCUUUAGUUUUUAGAUUGUUCACAUGUCUAAUGGACCACUACAGACCUCUAUUUGAAACAAAAUCAAACGACCUUGACAAUAUGUUUGUUUACUAUCAAACAGUCUGGUGGUCAUAAACAGUAUUCAGUAUGAAGUCUCCUGUAAUUCUUUAAACUUCUACUUCCGUAACAAAGCAAUUUUUCAAUAUUAAAUGUAUGAUUAUGUUACAUCUUUACAACUUCAUUAAGUUGACUAUCUGUUUUCUUUUUUUAUGACACCCCGUAAAUUAAUGACCUUGUAGGAAGGUGAAAAAUCUACCAAAUGAGUUCAUCCAAAUUGUUUAUUUUACAUGCUUUAAAUGUGCUACUUUCCUUUUCAUGCUGGGUCUGCAUUAAAUGAUGUCAAUUAGAGAUUGUCUUUCUCCUAUAAUCAUGGUCUUUGUAUAUAUAAUAUGAUUUUUCUUCUUUUCUCUGAGAGUGCUUGCAGGUAAUGAAGUACAUUUUAUAGCUAUGGGUGAGAAGGAUGUUAAUUGUUCAGUAGGCUGCUUCAGACAGAUAUCUGUACCCUUUCACCUAGUUCGACUAAUCUUCACCAACGUCUCCUCCUUCUUUUCACUUAAUUAAUAAUGAUGUCAUCCCAAGAACCUUUUUAUCUAUGUGCAAUAUUUUCUAUUCAUGCACCAUAACUCUAUAGCCACUUACUCGUUUAAAAUGUUGUGAGGUUAAUUGGCUGCCAUAAAGGGUAUGUUGUCCUUUUCAGUUAGAAUUGUGGUAUUCAUACUUUAGAAGGAGUUUGUUUUAAAUGCAGCUUAAUGUGGUAUGAAUGAAACUGGUGUCUGGGUAACUUGCACAAAAUACUGGAGACUAAUUUAAAAGCUUCAAAACAACAAAAUAUGACUGUUCUUGUUCAUUUUCUGUUUGUUUAUAUCAUAUUAAAGCACAUCAUGUGUGUUAUAAAUCA
Messenger RNA from Labrus mixtus (cuckoo wrasse), 5409 nucleotides. RefSeq names its product protein shisa-6 (gene shisa6a). The record is from RefSeq and is a predicted model, not a curated record. The transcript is spliced from 10 exons. Gene Ontology annotation, cellular component: postsynaptic membrane; AMPA glutamate receptor complex; dendritic spine membrane. The coding region runs from base 490 to 2211 and encodes 573 amino acids. Lineage: Eukaryota; Metazoa; Chordata; Actinopteri; Labriformes; Labridae. Gene Ontology annotation, biological process: regulation of AMPA receptor activity; regulation of short-term neuronal synaptic plasticity.